CCUGGGACGGAGAUAACUGCAGCUACGCAGAAAGCUGGCUGAUAAUGGAGGCAAGUGGCGUGCACAGGCUGAAGUGAGAUCCAAGAAUGGCAGGUCUGACUUGAUGUAAAUAAAGAUAACAUCCUCAAUCCACAUCGCCUCAGCAGUGGCUAUCUGUCCCACUGUGAGUUGUGCUGGCCCACUUCAGCGGACGUCAUUUUGAGAUCGGUGUGUGUACGCCUAAGAGACGAUGUACUGCCUUCAGUGGUUGCUUCCGGUUCUCCUGAUCCCCAAGCCGCUGAACCCGGCCUUAUGGUUCAACCACUCGAUGUUCAUGGGCUUUUACCUGCUCAGCUUUCUUCUGGAGAGGAAGCCAUGUACCAUUUGUGCCUUGGUGUUCCUGGCAGCCCUGUUCCUGAUCUGCUACAGCUGCUGGGGGAACUGUUUCCUGUAUCACUGCCAUGAUUCUCCACUGCCAGACUCUGCACAUGACCCCAGCAUUGUGGGUACCUAGAUUACUCCUGUUUGUGGCCACUAAGUAUGAGUGCACCUCGUAUGAUGGCUUACAUCAACAAGGACACUGGACAAUCUGUAUCUAGGCUGUGAAUACUCUUCCAACCUUCAACUGUUAAAUGCUGAGGAACAUUUGUCUUCUAAGCCUCCUGCCUCUGAUUAUGCAGGAAAGAUUGUGUCCUCCAACACCCCCAUUACCCCCUCCCUCCCCUCACACCUCCUGGUUUUGAGUGUAGGUCCCUCACUCGGCAGUACUGGAUCUGCAAUUUGCAUGGGUUGCCUUUAGUCUUUGAUUUCCCCCCCCUCAUGUUGCAGAUGUGUUCAUACAUACAUACAUGUUUGUGUGUUUUUUUUUUGUAAUAUUUUGCUGAAAGUUCCCAAAGGGUAGAAAACAAUGUUUGUCUGUAUGAUCUGGUUUUGGUUGUGGAAUUCAUAGACGAACGGUAUGAGUAAGUCAUAAGUAUUAUAUGGCAGCAAAAAUUAAUGUGAAUAACUGUGUCCCUGCGUAGAUCUUUGGAUAUCAGACCCUUGGAAAAAAAUCCAAAAAAAACAAACAGAAAUCUUAAUCAAGACUUCAAAGAGGGGUGGUCUGUUCCCAAGUCUGUAUAGUAAGGUGGCAUUGGCACAUUGUAAAUGAUAUUUCAUCUUUUUAAUUUAAUAAAGUUAAGUUUUUAAAAUCAGACAGGAGUUACUUUCCAUGUGCUAAUGGGGUAUGAUUUUUUUUCUCCCUUCUCAUUUCUCCAACACUGAGCGGAGAUGCUGGAUACCACUGAUGAUGGUGGCCUUGAUGUUAUGCAUGACUGAUUGACUAUGUCUCAGUGUUAAGGGUGGGAUGUGAUUGUGGGGACUGCUGCUGGCAAAGGACUUUAAAAAAGCAGAUCUGAGCCUUGGAGUAAUAAUUGACUUGCUUGGCCUGCGUUAACUGAAAUCUGAUAUACUAGUAGAUUGAAAAUGAAACUAAAUGGGUAAUUAAGUAGCAUUAAAAAAUUAAUUGCAUUCACUGAUAAAGUAAAUGGUGAAUGUAUCAUGGUGCUUGGGGAAAUUUGUUUGAUUUGCAUUAGUAGUUUAGAAAUUUGCGGCCCAUGCAAAGUAAUGAACAUUUGAUUAAAGGAUUUGGGUCUUGAUGGUGUUUGUUACAAGUAACAGCACCUUAGCUUAUGGAACUGAUGAGGGUAUCAGUCAGAACCCAAGCAUCAAAAAACAAUUUGUUACUGACCAUCCACUGAACUACAGGUGCCACAACUUGUUCAUAGAAGUUUGCCUUGUCUGCUUUUAAAGAUAUUUUUGACAAUGAGUCCAACAAAACGUAUGUAUUAUGUGUUUUGUUAAUACUGUUGCAAUAGCUAAUGAUAAACUGUUUGCCAUUAAAGGAGAUAAGACUUCAUAGUUCUAAUUUCAUCUUUUGUGAAGUUGUGUCGAACCCAAACUUUUACGGUUCUGUGUUAUCCAAGGUCUGUGUCCUAUGUUGUUUUGUUCUUCUGUCAGUUUGAAAGAAUUUGGCAGAAUAGAAGGCAGUUUCUGAAGAUUAGAAAUUGGAGACUGAAUGCACAUUUUUGCUCUGGUUUUGAAUGCAUGUGUAGGGUUGACCCAAGCCCAUACUGUGUGUAAUAGAUUCCCAAUUGAUUUUUUUUCUGUGCAGGCUCACAUGGGGCAAAUUCCACAGCCACUUGGAGGGGGGCACUGAAAAUAAGUCUAUAAACAUCCUAACAUUUUUGAUGCUGAAUACAGAUUAAUUUUUGGGGUUCCAAAAUAGGACACAAAUGAAAAUUAUGUGCAGUUUUGUCACCAAUCCCUAUUUAUUCUGAAGUGUUCAAAAAAAAAAAAAAAAAAGAAGCCAGCUCCACGGAUUGAGAGAACUUUAGAACCAUAAAGCUGUCUCUGCUGGUUGCUCGUCUUGUCUUGGCUGUCUGAUAAAAGUCCUGUGCAAUUGCUCCCCCUGCCUCUUAAGUGUAGCCCUAGAUCGUGUGACCCAGAUCCUUCUAUUUCCAUUCUGUGUGUUUGGAAAAGUGUAACUAGAGCUUUUGAUAUUUAAUACAAGAAAUAAUUGCAGGCAUAAAAUUAGCAGCUGCUGCUCCAGCCUUCAGCAGGCUGUUAGCCUGUGCUGAAGGAUAUAGGGUCAUUCGCCAUGGUCCA
Messenger RNA from Megalops cyprinoides (Indo-Pacific tarpon), 2625 nucleotides. It is a transcript of the gene blcap, whose product is annotated as bladder cancer associated protein. The coding region runs from base 230 to 493 and encodes 87 amino acids. Lineage: Eukaryota; Metazoa; Chordata; Actinopteri; Elopiformes; Megalopidae. The record is from RefSeq and is a predicted model, not a curated record. The transcript has 2 exons.